CCCACAUGCAUCGUCUUUGCAAUUGGGAGAUGAAAUUAUGUCAACAGUUAGAUGGGUAUACCUGCCUUCCAACAUUAUCCAAAGAUGCUUGUACGGACAAUUUAGCGCGUUAAUUAAACCGAGUUCAAAACUAACUAUCGAAUUUUGGUUAUGGUACCGAAUGAUGUAUGAAAAGGGUUACUCUCAAGCUUUAACUCAAUAUAACGUGCCAACGCAAAGAAGUUAUAAUCCUAAUCCUAGUUUAGAAACAUUAAAUCGCUUGCAUAAGAAACUGGAGGUUCUGGAUCGACAUUUAUCUUCCCUUCAAACCCUUCCGAAUAGGUCACGAUUACUAAAAUUCAGCUACGAAAAUUUGUCAAAUAAAUGUCCGACAUGCUCUGGUGAAUUACUAAGGGGUCAUUGCGAAAGAUGCAUUGUUAGGAAAGUCCCUGGAUUCAAAGAACGAUUAUCGUUGAUUGGUAGGAGAGUUAGUAAUAUCAAAAAGAACGUGUUCGAGAAGAGGGAUAUUUGUCCAGAUUGCAAGGUAAAUAAGAAGAGAUGUAGUUGCAAGGAUGUAUCUAAGAAACGGCAUUCAACAGUCAAAUUUCCCAAAGAGACGAAAGCGGAAAAGCCCGACGACAAAAUCGCGUCUCGCCUUAAGCAUCUCCAUCACAAGAAAUCUUUAACAACGAUAAAGACCCCAGGCGAAAUAAAGGUCAGAAGACGUUCUAGCGGAAUCUCCACCGUUUACAACGCAUUAACUUCAUUUAAAUCUAAGAAGGAGAGCGAAACAACGGAAACGGAUAGGCUCAGCUAUGUUUCAACACCCGAAAACGAAAUCCAAAGAAGGCCUCAUUCCAAAGCAGAUAUCAAAAAAUCGGAAUCGCCUACUUCCAGAAGAAAAUCGACUGUCAAGAUUGAACAAGAUCCUGAUCAAACAUUGGCCGAUUUCCCUCCUAGAGCGGAAAUGCACUUUGAUGCACCGUUAAUUGACAUUUUGCCCAAGGGACUCAUAAGAGAAACCCAAUUAUCCACAUUAUACCUAAUGGGAUCCAACAGAAUCAGUUCGAUAGAAGAGAAGGAUUCAAUACCAACUAAUAUUUGUUGGAAAAUGUUUUACACCAGUGGAUGGUCUCUGAUUAGACCUAUGCCAGAAGCAAAAUAUGAUCACACAGUGUGUUCUAUGUAUGGUGAAGUUUAUGUUAUAGGAGGAAAAAAAUUAGAUCAUAAAAUUACUGAUGAGGUAUGGGCUUACACUAUUGUGACAGAUAGUUGGAGACCGAUAAAUAAUUUGAACGAAGAAAAAUACGGCUGUGCGGCAGGUGAGUAUCAAAGACAAAUUUAUGUGGCUGGCGGCAUCAAUUCCGCCAAAGGCACGCUACAAAUUUUAAACUCGGUGGAGGUUUUUGAUCCUUUUGUAAAAAUUUGGAAAAAGGCUAAGCCCUUAAAGAAACCAUUAUGUCAUGCCAAUUUGAUAGAAGUUAAUGGCUUUAUGUAUUUGAUUGGCGGAGCUACUGGUAUUCCUCCAUGGAAUUUUAUCCCAUCUGAUGACAUUUAUCGCUACGACGUUGAAUACGAUAUCUGGGCUAAAUGCAAUAAAUUAACAAUCCCUCGUUAUAAAUUCGGGGUUAUGGCGAUUGGGAAAUACCUCUAUAUGAUAAACGGGCUAGGACUAAAUGAUAAAUUGAUCAAUUCGAUUGAACAGCUGGACACUGAAGAGGGCUCCUUUGGUACAGAGACCUUUUGCAAAUCGCCAUAUAUUAUCGAUAGCAUUAUAUGCACUUCCCAAAGGGGACAAUUAAAAGCAGAGACUUGGGAAAUCCCAUGGCCGAGUCUCAAGCUUGAUUGGGACAAACUACACUUAGAGGAUAAAAUAUUAGGACAAGGUCACUUUGGCCUUGUCAAAAAGGGUCAUUACAAAUGGGGAGACAUCGAUUUUGAAUUGGCCGUUAAAGUCCUUAAAGCUGCAGGCGUUGGGGGAGAUCCAUUAGCCGAACAAUCCGGCUUUAUAGAGAGCGUGAAGGAACUUAAUAUUAUGUCAAAGCUGGAGACUCACGAAAACAUCGUUAAUACGGUCGGGGCAACAAUCCAUGAAGGUCAAUUGUACAUUUGCAUCGAAUUUUGUACGAAUGGCGAUUUAAAGUCCUAUUUAAUUAAAGCUAAGAACUUCGACUCCGACUGCUCAAUAUUAAAGAUGUACGGUUUUGCCAUGGGUAUUGCUAAUGGCAUGGCCCAUUUAGCCAAACACGAAAUUAUUCACAGAGAUUUGGCAGCUAGGAACGUCUUAUUGGGGGACAAUCUUGUCCCAAAAGUCUGCGAUUUUGGCUUAGCACGUGGAGAUGGUCUCUACGUUAGGAAAAAAUACGGCAUCAAAAAUCUCCCCAUUAAAUGGCUGGCAGUAGAAUGUAUAACCCUCAAUAGAUACACCGAAAAAUCGGAUGUUUGGGCUUUUGGCAUUACUCUUUACGAAAUAGUAACUUUGGGAGAUAGCCCCUAUCCCGGUAUGUCUAAUGUGGAGGCUAAAAAUAAAGUUUUAGAGGGUCAUAGGAUGGCCAAGCCCCAACUUUGUGAUGCCGACUUAUAUUCAAUCAUGCAAUGGUGUUGGCUGGCUGAACCAGAUGAGAGACCAAAUUUCGCGGAGCUAACCGAAAGAUUAGAAUACCUGUACAAAGAAAAAGUCGCGAACUCUUUGAUUAAUAAUAGCUCAGUGAAAGCCAAAGAGACGGAGAAGGAGAGCUCCCAAAAAACGUUUGGCAAAAAAGUUGGCAGCACUUUAAGACAUCUAUUACAUCUAUAAAAAAGCAUAGCUUAGCGAUGUUACAAUUUUAAUUUUCAGUCA
Molecule: messenger RNA, 2818 nt
Organism: Gordionus sp. m RMFG-2023
Lineage: Eukaryota; Metazoa; Nematomorpha; Gordioida; Chordodea; Parachordodidae
Exons: 22
Coding region: 38-2776 (912 amino acids)
Biological process (GO): cell surface receptor protein tyrosine kinase signaling pathway; protein phosphorylation; multicellular organism development
Cellular component (GO): plasma membrane; signaling receptor complex
Molecular function (GO): transmembrane receptor protein tyrosine kinase activity; ATP binding; protein binding
Source: RefSeq, a predicted model, not a curated record